Messenger RNA from Triticum dicoccoides, 943 nucleotides. RefSeq lists its product as uncharacterized. Lineage: Eukaryota; Viridiplantae; Streptophyta; Magnoliopsida; Poales; Poaceae. The coding region runs from base 29 to 739 and encodes 236 amino acids. The transcript has 4 exons. The record is from RefSeq and is a predicted model, not a curated record.
ACCCAUAGAACUGUUCGCUGAUGGCACCAUGCUGCCCAUCCUCAGAAAUAUGAUCAUCCAACUUGCAAGUCUGGUGGAAAGUAUUCUUGCUAAGCGCAAGUAUCCCCGAGGUACCGUUGCAAAGGAAGAAUUCUCAAUGAAAGAGCUCUACAUCAAGCUGCUUCCUGAUAAGACACCUAAGCUGCAGGUGUUGAUACUUAAGGUUGAAAACAGGAUUCCAGCUCAGGUGGUGAAGACUUGGACAACUGUAAGGGAGAUUGCUACAGAGUGCUUUGAACGCCAUAAUGUCAAUCCAAACCAGGGAAGUAGAGACUUCAUCUCUUGUAUUGGGAUUCUGACAAAAAAUGUCCAAGCUCUUUUGGAGGGCCACCCGGACCAGUGGGACAAUACGAAGAAAGGUGGGUUUCUCAUGGAAUCCUACGCGUACUCCCAGCAAGUGUCUGGUAGGAUCAACAAGUCUGAAUUGAGGUGGCCUGUGGAAGAUGAUGGAAGAACUCCGUGGUUGCUGUCGCAGUUAAUUCUUCGGGGUCGAGAGAAGAAGGUGAUGUAUGACAAGGACUUUCCGAAUGACUGUGUGAAACUAUGCAGGCACAGCUACAAGCACUUCAAAAAAUUGCCAAACAAUAUUAAGGCUAGUCUUGGAGGGAGUACAGAUGGACUGAUACAUCAGAUUGAAGUUUGGUCGCCUCGUAUCUGGCACAUCUUAUAUGUGGCACUUCACAAGCCCGGGUCAGGAUAGGUUGACAUGUGUAUUUGUGCUUGUUGGGCUGUCCAAGUCCAUGUACUACUCUAGUGAUUUAGACGCUAGCUCUUAUAUUUCUUUCCAGAGGGAGUACUUCAGUGACAUGGCAUGAUCGCGGCAUACCAUGAUCGCGGUAAUUAAGCCUCAAGUAUGUAUAUUGUGCUGUAUUCAGAGGUGCAGCGUUGUGGAUACAAGGUUUAA